This is a messenger RNA of Pocillopora damicornis (cauliflower coral), 1408 nucleotides long. Its product is annotated as pre-mRNA-splicing factor ATP-dependent RNA helicase PRP16. Gene Ontology annotation, cellular component: intracellular anatomical structure. The record is from RefSeq and is a predicted model, not a curated record. Gene Ontology annotation, molecular function: 3'-5' RNA helicase activity; RNA binding; ATP binding. Lineage: Eukaryota; Metazoa; Cnidaria; Anthozoa; Scleractinia; Pocilloporidae.
AUCUCAUCGAAGAGUAGAUGACACUCCUCGCUUCACCCCUACACAUAAAUACAAUGUUUGGGAAGAUGAUCGCCGUAGCACUGGAGCUACUCCUAGAUUCUCCAAAGGAAAACGUUCUGAAGAUGACAAGGAAUCACGAUUUCCUUCUGAAGUUGACAAGGAGGAAUGGGAAGAAGAACAAAAGAGGCUGGACCGAGCUUGGUAUGAUAUGGACUCUGGUUAUGAUGAAACACAUAACCCUUUUGCUGACGUCAGUGAUGAAUACACCAAGAAAAAAGAGGAAAACAUGGCCAAGAAAGCAGUUAAGAAGAUGUCAGCACAACAGAGGCAAAUAAACAAGGAUAAUGACCUCUGGGAGACCAACAGGAUGUUGACAAGUGGUGUGGUGCAGAAGUUAGAUGUUGAUGAAGACUUUGAAGAUGAUCAAGAAGCCAAAGUCCACCUGUUGGUGCAUAACAUAGUGCCGCCUUUUCUUGAUGGACGCAUUGUCUUCACAAAGCAACCAGAACCGGUCAUUCCAGUCAAGGAUUCCACUUCAGACAUGGCUAUGAUUUCAAGAAAAGGUUGUCAUGUUGUACGUGUUCACCGAGAACAGAAAGAACGACAGAAGUCGCAACACAAACACUGGGAACUGGCGGGAACAAAACUUGGCAACAUUCUGGGUGUUAAACAGGAAGAAGAUGAAGAUACAAAACAAGACGAGGAAGAAGAUUACAAAGAUAAUCAGAAGUUUGCUGAACAUAUGAGAGAUAAAAAUGAAGCCAGCAGCGAGUUUGCUGCGAAGAAAUCAAUCAAGGAACAAAGAGAGUAUUUGCCCAUAUUUGCGAUUCGAGAAGAGCUUCUUAACAUCGUGAGAGACAAUCAGGUUGUUAUUGUGGUUGGUGAAACAGGUUCUGGAAAAACAACACAGCUUACUCAGUACAUGCAUGAGGAUGGAUACACAAAUUAUGGAAUGAUUGGUUGCACACAGCCUCGUCGAGUGGCUGCUAUGUCAGUUGCUAAGCGCGUCAGUGAAGAGUUUGGCUGCAGACUUGGUGAGGAAGUUGGUUACGCCAUUCGAUUUGAGGAUGUCACUUCCGAGCGCACAAUGAUCAAGUACAUGACAGAUGGUAUUCUUUUGCGAGAGUCUCUCCGUGAGUCAGAUCUUGAUCAUUACAGCGUCAUUAUCAUGGACGAGGCGCACGAACGGUCGCUGAACACAGAUGUCCUCUUUGGUCUUCUUAGAGAGGUCAUUUCUCGCCGAAGGGAUAUGAAACUGAUUGUUACCUCUGCAACCAUGGACGCUAAAAAAUUCGCCGACUUUUUCGGGAAUGUUCCUACAUUUCAGAUUCCAGGUCGAACUUUUCCUGUGGACAUACUUUUCAGCAAGAAUGUUGUCGAAGAUUACGUGGAUGGCGCUGUGAAGCAG